Necator americanus (New World hookworm) is the source of this 675-nucleotide messenger RNA. RefSeq lists its product as uncharacterized. Lineage: Eukaryota; Metazoa; Nematoda; Chromadorea; Rhabditida; Ancylostomatidae. The coding region runs from base 1 to 675 and encodes 224 amino acids. The transcript has 6 exons. The record is from RefSeq and is a predicted model, not a curated record.
AUGACGUUUUUCCACUUCAUAAACUGCGUCACGCUAGCAUAUGCACCGUACUUCAUCGCCUACAAGUAUUCAGGACUAAAUGAGUACAGCUCAUUUUGGCGUUGUGCUCAAGCUGGUGGUGGAUAUUUUUUAACACAGUUGAUUAAGCUUUUAUUGCUUGCUACAUUUUUCCCGGCCACAGACGCUGAAGGUUUUGCCAUACUCCCGGAGCUUCUUAAAAGCAGCGCUGAUGUUGUUGAUGUAAUUGGUAUGCAUAUCGUGAUGACCCAUCUGCUAAAUGGAAAAGGAGAGGUGCGAUUUCUCGCAGGUGGGCUUGGAUGGGGAGCCGCACAGUCAGUGGCAAGCAGUUUCAUUCUCUUCUGGGUUGGAGCCAGGGCAUCUGCAUUUUCCUGGCGAUGGAUUCAGAUGGCCUUGGAUUCUUCCUCUGAUCUGAUAUUGUUUGUGGCAAUGGCGGCUUUGACAUGGAUGGCCACUAGAGCUGCGAGCAGACAUUUAGUUUUUCUGCUCUUGACUGCAUGUGUAUUUCACUCAUUUGUUUACCAAUUGCUUUUUGCGUUAUUUGGAGUGCGUGGAUGGCUAAUGGUUCUGACUCGAUUCAUCUACUCAGCAGUUAUCGCAUCAGGGACAUUUCUUGCCUAUUCAAUGGCGGGAAAUGUUUCACAAAAGAGGGACUAA